Messenger RNA from Ostrea edulis (European flat oyster), 3685 nucleotides. RefSeq lists its product as uncharacterized. Gene Ontology annotation, biological process: signal transduction. The transcript has 8 exons. The record is from RefSeq and is a predicted model, not a curated record. The coding region runs from base 51 to 1802 and encodes 583 amino acids. Lineage: Eukaryota; Metazoa; Mollusca; Bivalvia; Ostreida; Ostreidae.
GUAUUUAGAACAUCUAUACAGUAUCGAUACAAGAAUCCUCUUGAUGCAGAAUGGAUAGCAAAGAAAAUUUGGAUUCCAUUGAUGCAUCAUUGAGGCAGAAAAUCAAACAGGAAUUUACUGCUAUCAAAUACUCCGAUAUUCUUCAGGAAGACAUGAUAGAAAUUCACAUUAAAUUCAUUUGGAAUACGUUAGAGAAAUUGAAAAGAAAGAAAGAACAAUUGGUAUCCGUUAUUGAUAAUUUGGUGGAGAGCAAUCUAAAGGGUGGCACAGAGAGGAUAUUGUCCUUGUUGGAGGAAAACAAAGAAAAACUUGCAACAACUACCGGUGUUUUUCCUGAAAAUGUCAGAAAUUUUCUGUCUAUUGUAUGGGUAGGAACAGACGUCUCAUGCUUGCUUUGUCAUCAGUUCGUCUGCUCAUCUGUCAUUAUCAGAAAGACAUCACGGUUAUUAGAUUUUCUAUCAGAUGUUUUCACAAGCGAGUCUGUUUUGUUUGUUAUAAAAUUUAUUUUGGGAUGUUGGCAUAACUGUCUUAGGCAUGCCUCUUCAGCAGCUCGGAUUCAUUUCAGAGAAAUUGAUUCAAAAUUAGCGAUACAGAAGACAAUACACAAGUAUGAAGAUAAUCAAAUGGUUGUGGCCAAAGGGAUAAUAGUUUUGUCAUAUCUUCUGAUUGAAAGUGAAAAAGAUGAUUCCAUUCUUGAGAAUGAGGUAUUGGGUUUCAUUAUUCAAAUUUUAAGUCAAGCAGUAGAGUCAGAGGAGAGAGUGUCUCGUCGUCACGGCAUGAGUGUCCAAGAAAUCUUACAAGGCAUCAAUAACUUGUCUGUGAAUGACAAAAAUAAAGAAGAACUGGUGAAAAGAAAAUCUUUGCCCAUUUUUGUCAAAAUUUUGAAGGAAAAACGAGAUCAAGAGGAGGUGCUACAAACUUUGACAAUUAUCUGGAGAAUUUCAUUUCUUGACCAAAAUUUCCCCAAACUCAUCUCAGAUGCGGACUUAGUCAGUGUUAUAGAGAGUCUUCAGUUUGAUAAACAUGAGAGAAUACGACACUCAGCCACCGGUGCAUUAUGGGAAAUGCGGCAACGGAAUAUGAGCAUCGAUUGUAUAAAGGAUGACCCCCGACCUCACGUGAUGAUAAGUUAUCAGUGGGAUUCCCAGAAAGUGAUGUUAAAGGUCAAAGACUUUCUGAAACAAGCUGGUUACAAAGUGUGGAUGGACGUCGAAAAUAUCAGUGGUUCCACAGUAGAGGCUAUGUCCUUGGCAAUAGAAAACGCCGCUGUGGUGCUCAUCUGUAUGUCACAAAGAUACAAAGAGAGUCCCAGCUGUAGGUCAGAAGCUGAAUAUUCCUACAAACUACGGAAAUGUGUUGUCCCUCUCCGGGUCGAGCCUCGGUACGUUCCAGACGGAUGGCUGGGAAUCAUCAUUGGCACCCGUCUAUAUUUUGACUUCACACCAGAAAAGCAAUUUGAUCACAUGAUGGAGAAUCUUAUCAAGGAAUUGGGAUCAAAAGGGCGAAUAUUUGAUAAUAUUGAUGGCAUGGUGUCAAUUAAACAGCAGAGUAAGGACAACACCGAAGAAAAGAUCAGCGGCUCAUGGACCAAAACAAGAAUGAAUGGGUGGCUGGAUAGCUGUGAUUUGUCCAAACCAUCAAAAAGGUUGUAUGAUCUUAACUUUGAGCUUCUUUCUGAACUCCGCCUCCUACAGACCAGCUCACCAGCCACGUUCUAUGACAUCCUCAGAUCCGAUCUUCUCCUAAGUGGAGUCGACGUCAUUAAGUUCUCCCAAGAACUCAGGAAACUUUCAGACAUCUGAUACAUAAAGGAACAGUGGGACGAAAUCAUGCACAUCAUUGACCUUUGCAGAGAUGAAUUAUAGCGCACCAUAUGCAUAUAUGUUUGGAUUUUGUUCUUUGUAAUAAUAGCUCGUGUAUGCAGUGGUUUGUUCUUGGAUGCCUGCACAGAGAUUGAAAUAGUUGGUUGUAAUUUUCACGUUUUUUCUCUCUCUUCUGACACGUUCGCUAUUUGAUGAAUUUGUGCAUUGAAUGAAAAUUCCGUAUAUAAUAUUUUCAAGGAAACCGAUCCCUCGCUAAUUAGAUGUAUUCACUAACUAAACAAUAUUCAAAGGGUUUAAAUAGCGUGUAAGUAUUUGUAAGUAUUAUUGCAUGCUUAAAUGACUAAUGUAUAGAAGAAUUAAUUCCAAACCCCUUCCAUCGGAUUUGCUUCCCGAUUUGCGGAAAUAUACAAACAACGCAGAUACUAAUUCGUUGGUUGCCGCCAAUGCGACCGAGGAUGAAAUAAAACAUUCAGCGUUUGACUAGACCACCCCCGAUAUCAAAAGCAACCACCCCAAAGACCACCCCCGAUAUCAAAAGCAACCACCCCCGAUAUCAAAAGCAACCACCCCAAAGACCACCCCCGAUAUCAAAAGCAACCACCCCAAAGACCACCCCCGAUAUCAAAAGCAACAGAGUACGAAUUUAUAACGUGUCGUGUGAUUGGUCCGCGAAUAAUCCCGAGACCCUUCGGAUGAUCCCGAGACUAAGCAAUGUCUUUGCGAACCAAUCACACGGCGCGUACAACAAAUUCGUACUCUGUGACCUCCUUUUUGGCUGCCAGUGGAAGAGAUGAAGCCCUGUCCGAUCAAUGCACGCAAGAUUGUGUCAAAUAAAAGAGAUGAGAUGGGUUUUGAGUUGAAGAGACUUGUAGUAUGACAUCUCCCCGACCUGCCGCUCGUCACAAUUUCUUAGGUAACGCUGUAAUUACUUGGAAAAUGUGCCCGGAAACGGGGACCCCCUGUUUGUUUACAAAUUUUUGUUUCUUACCUUGUGUAUUUUAUUAUACCGGUAGAAGGCCAAUCUUUAAAGCUUACAAAAAGCGUGAAACGAUUACAUGAAUCGAAAGAGGGAUGAGAUAGACUGGGAAUUCAUACAUUUCAGAGAAAUUAUUGCCACCAAAAAAAAAUAUGAAAAAGGGGGGGGGAUAGUAAUAUCCAUACUUCAGGUGCCUGUGAAAGCAACCACCCCAAAGACCACCACCGAUAGCAAAAGCAACCACCCCAAAGAGACCGUAAACGGGAAGAACAUGAACAAUAUCCGUAGGAGGAGACAGCAAAAUUGGCUCGAUAAGAGUUUAGUAAUUUAGUCUAUGUUCAUUCUAAAUGCCAUUUUGUAUUGCUGUUUUGUCAAUAAAGUUUGAAAUAAUUCAUAAUAAACAAAUUAUAUUUAAUGUAAAGCAUCACAUCGACCUAUGAAAUUUUAAGCAUUCCAAAUUAUUUCCAAGGAAACACAGGAAUUGUAAUGGAACAUUUUUUUUGAAAUGAAAGCAAAAGAAUUUUUUUUAGAUACUCACUAUGAAAAAAAUAAAACUAAUUUAAGAAUUUUUAAAGAACACUUUGGUGAUUUUCAAAAAAUAUAAAUGUAUGAAAUAUCAUUCAAACAUGUAAAUACACUGAUGCAAUAUGAAAGUUUAAACACAUUAUUCAAAGAAAAAUAUUGAAAGGUAACUUAUAAAUGCUUUUAGAAAUUCAAAAGUGAUUAACAUACCUGUCCAUUGAAUGUGAUUUUGUAUGUGUUUUUCAUAAGUUUAAUUCAAGUCUCAGGUCUGUUUAGGGUGCUUAUAUAUCAUUUUGUAUUGGAUCUGAAUUGAUUUAUAAAAUAUCAAAUUGACAUGGUAUGCAAAUGAAGCAAACAUGAAUAU